Messenger RNA from Hyalella azteca, 9622 nucleotides. RefSeq names its product serine/threonine-protein kinase mig-15 (gene msn). Gene Ontology annotation, biological process: protein phosphorylation. The record is from RefSeq and is a predicted model, not a curated record. Gene Ontology annotation, molecular function: protein kinase activity; ATP binding. NCBI's taxonomy places the organism in Eukaryota, Metazoa, Arthropoda, Malacostraca, Amphipoda, Hyalellidae. Bases 270 to 5123 code for a protein of 1617 amino acids. The transcript is spliced from 27 exons.
UGUCACUCAUGGUUCGCCAUUUAUACAGUGGGUGUGUUCCGAGGGGGUGCAUCUACAAUGUCUAGUAGAUGGUAUUUGCUUCGCGUUCUUUGUUCGUGAGCCCUUUUUUGUAAUAGUGCUUUGUUAAUUUCAAUAAGUUUUUUUCGACAAUAACUAGUUAAGUAUUGAAAAGAGUGUAUUUCAUGACAAACGAUCACUUCACUGUUGGCCUUUUAUCAAUGAAUCGCUUCUGCGCGUGAUAAGUCUUUCGAAAUACAUUUUCUGCAAACAUGGCUCAGUCGGUGAAUUGCAGCUUGGAUGAUAUCGACCUAAAUGCUUUAAAGGAUCCAGCUGGUAUCUUUGACUUGAUAGAAGUGGUUGGCAAUGGCACCUAUGGACAAGUCUAUAAAGGUCGUCACACGAAGACUGGUCAGCUGGCUGCCAUUAAGGUUAUGGAUGUGACUGAGGAUGAAGAAGAUGAAAUCAAGCUCGAGAUCAAUGUGCUGAAAAAGUACUCGCACCACCGCAACAUCGCCACAUACUACGGGGCGUUCAUCAAGAAGUCACCGCCUGGCAAGGACGACCAGCUGUGGCUUGUCAUGGAGUACUGCGGGGCUGGCUCUGUUACAGAUCUCGUCAAGUCGACCAAAGGACAAAGUCUGAAGGAAGAUUGCAUUGCGUAUAUUUGCCGUGAGAUUCUGCGCGGCUUAUCCCAUCUGCACAACAGCAAAGUCAUCCACAGAGACAUUAAAGGCCAGAAUGUCCUCCUCACCGACAAUGCUGAGGUCAAAUUGGUUGACUUCGGCGUGAGUGCUCAGCUGGACCGCACGAUAGGACGUCGCAAUACCUUCAUAGGCACGCCGUACUGGAUGGCUCCUGAAGUUAUUGCUUGUGAUGAAAACCCUGAUGCCACCUACGACAACAGAAGCGACCUCUGGAGUCUUGGCAUCACGGCGCUGGAGAUGGCAGAGUCUCAGCCGCCGCUGUGCGACCUGCACCCCAUGCGCGCUCUCUUCCUCAUCCCGCGCAACCCGCCCCCGCGCUUCAAAAAUGCCAAAAAAUGGAGUAAAAAAUUCCACUCGUUCAUCGAUAGCAUCUUGGUCAAGGAUUAUCAUCAGCGGCCGUAUACGGACAACCUCCUGAAGCACCCCUUUGUGCGCGACCAGCCCACAGAGCGCCAGGUCCGCAUUCAGCUCAAGGAUCAUAUUGAUCGCUACAAGAAGCAUAAGAUGAAAGAUCGCGAGGAAUCUUUCAACUACAACAGCGGCUCUGACAACGACGAGGAGGAGAUGCGACCCAGCGGCGAGCCCUCGUCCAUUGUCCAGGCCCCGUCCGGCGACACCCUCAGACGGAACUUCCACCAGAUACAGGAGCAUAAAGCACAGCAACAACAAGCAGCAGCAGCGGCAGCAGCAGCAGCUGCGGCGGCUGCAGCAGCUGCAGCUCCCCCUGCCUCAGCGAUGGGAGGACAGCGCAACGGCAUCAGCAAGCGUGACAAGAACGACAAGAAUAACGCAGAAGAUAUUCCUGAACCUGGGCCUCCUGCCAGACCAUCGCUGCCUUCACGACUCAUGGAAAGCGGGAGCGCAAGUAACAGUAACGGCGUAGCGGCGCCACAACGUCCUCUGCCUCCCCCGCCUCAGUCCCGGGAGAACAAGCCCGCCACACCGCCCCAGCAGCCUCACCACCACCGCGACCACAUCAGAGACCGUGAUCGGGACCAUCGUAAUUCACAUCAACAACACCACAAACAGCAACAGCCUCGUAAACCUGAGGACUUGGACAUGCUGGCGCACCAGCUGAACCAGCUGGGCGGCGGGCACCCCGCACCACCGGACCCGCCGUCCGCCGCCGCCGGUCUCCAGCCGCCGCCAUCGCAGCAAAUUAUUGAAGACGACAGCAGCGAUGAUGACGAUGAUGGCCGCGUCGCCAACGACGGCACGUUGCUCGCCUCGGACCCGCCCAAGCCGCUGCCAGCCGAGGGCGCCUUCCCUCACACAGCCUUGCAAGGCCCGGCGCCCAACAGACCGUUGCCCCCGACGCCCGACGAGGAGGACGCCAACAGGACGCUGGUCAUGAGGAGGCGGCAACAACAGCGACAAAAACAACAGCAACAAAAGCAACCACAACAGCAUGCCUCAUCAAGCAGUAGUUCUUCGAACGGUUCUUCUGGCUCCUCCCCCCUGAACUCUAACGUUAAUAAAAGCGCUGAUAUUCAAGGCCCAGGUCGCGGCCACCUGUUCGCCGCUGGCGUGCGUAGAAGAGAUCUUGUCAAACAAUCUUCUGACGCGCCUAAAAGAAAUGAUCACAAGAAUUCGGCCGUCAACGGCGGUGUUGAAAAUAAUAAUAAAGUUGCGGCUGUGAAAAGUAGCCACGCAGUUCGACGACCUCUGGAAACAGCUGCAAGUUAUGGUGGGGCUGGGACUGGUGCAGCAACGGGAGGUGCGAAAAUGCGGAGUAACAGUGACAGCAGCUUCGAUAUUGCUCGACUUAGCAACGCGAGCUUCCAGGACUGCAGUAAUAACGCUAGUCGUCUCAGCAAAAUAACUUCUACUGACGUGUGGCUGUUGAACAACAACAACAGCAGCCAGGAAGAGAGCAGCCCUCGGUCCAUUGCAGGGCCUUCCGCCCCCCCGCUCAGCAAGACUCCUUCGGACGCUUCGAUUAGUAGGAGCGACCAGCACCAGGCCACGGCACUCGGUCCUGCGCCAAUGCAGGCGAGCCGAGAUCAGACGGAGCAGCACUUGUCCCAGCUGUGCCAAAAUUCGCCUCUUCCAAUCCGCAGUUCACCGCCAGAAAUGAGUCGUAACUCAUCGACCGCGAACCAAAACUUGAAUUAUUUGGGCCAAGAUUCUCCCCAACCAAGUGCACGUUUCCAGCCUGGCAAUGAUUCUCCCCACAUUAGCCACAACUCAUCACACAUGAAUCAAGAGAGUGCAGGAUUCUUGAUGAACGGCAGCGAAGUAAGUGGUAAUGUGGCUCAUCGCCGCAACGAGUCCGACUCGCGUGUCGGGCUGUUGCGCCGACAACACACGGACAUCCCGCUGGCUCGUCGGUCUCACCUCUUCGGCGGCCGUGGAGCUGGACCCCGGGACGAAAACCAAGUGGUGCUCACUAAUUUUGUGACCAAGGGGGAUAACUCAAAACAUUCCUUGAGGAGACAAAGUUCCCUAGACAGCGACUUGCACCUCUCGUCUGCCGGAGAUUCAGAUUGUGUUCCUUUGGUUGCGAGGGCGCCGCACUCCCCACACGCCUCCCACCAGGACCGACGCAGCGGCGGGGUGGAUUCAUCACCCGUGAGCGGGGGCGCCUUGGCGACGCCUGGCUCCCGCACCAGCUCCGUGCUGCCUGACCUCCUGCCUCAGUCUGCCGUUGCUUCAAGACGAGUCGAUCUCCAGUCUUCACAAUCAAAACGCCCGCCUGCGUGUCAACGAUCAACUUCCGAAAUAUCACCUGCACCGAGUCAACAUUUAUUGCCAUCUCGAGUCCGAAACUCGGCUAAUGAAAACCAAUCUAUACACGUCUCGCGGGUGUCACCGAACUUUAGGCGGCAGACUGUAUCUGCCACACCGCCUCUGGCAACUCCUCUCAAGAAAAAAGGAAUUUUCUCAGGCUUCAGAAGUUCCGGCAAAGCGUCUCAAGCAAAGCUUCCUCCUCCCUUCGCAUUUAGGAGGGAAAAUACAGCUCCAAAUAUGUUCAUUUCGCAAGGAAAUAAUAUUUCGCCUUCUCCUGCUGCCACUGAAAUAUCGCCACAAAUUGGUCGCAGUCCUUCCUUUAGCUACCUUAAGAGCCCUCCUCCCAGCCCCUCCCGCCGGACCGAUAACUUCAGCUCAAACGUAACGUUGAGAGCUGAAGAAGUUUAUACAGCUUCGCAGUAUGCCGUGCCCGUCAACAAGGCGACUAACGGCCCCAACGCUGCACGACUGGACAAGUCUACCAGCGAAGAGUACCGGCAGGCCGUAAGCCCACGCCCCGUUUACCUGCACGAGCAGAACAAGCAGCGCACGUUCCUGGCCUUCGGGUUCGGGGCGGGCAACGGGGCGAGCGGCAGCGGUCCGAUGCCCGGUGUAGCAGCGCCCAGUACACCGGGCAGCGUCCAGCAGCCCGGCCGCCGGGACUCGCAUAUCAACAUCAACGUUGCGCCCACGGCGCACGACAUGAGCGAUACGCCCGAGAUUAGGAAGUACAAGAAGAGGUUUAGCUCGGAAAUAUUGUGCGCCUCACUUUGGGGUGUGAACCUGCUGAUCGGCACAGAGGCAGGACUCAUGCUGCUCGACCGGUCUGGCGUGGGCAAGGUUUACCAGUUGAUCUCGCGACGCCGGUUCCAGCAGAUGGAGGUGCUCUCUGACCAGAACAUCCUCGUCACCAUCAGCGGCAAGAAGAACAGAGUCCGGGUCUAUUAUCUCUCGUGGCUCAAGGCGAAAAUUCUCCGCACCGACGCUCAAGUGGAGCGUCGAAACGGCUGGAUCAACGUCGGAGAUCUGAACGGCGCCGUGCAUUUCAAAAUUGUCAAGUAUGAGAGGAUCAAAUUCUUGGUUAUCGCUCUUAGGGACUCCAUAGAAAUCUACGCGUGGGCGCCAAAACCUUAUCUCAAGUUCAUGGCCUUCAAGAGCUUCGCGGAGUUGACCCAACGUCCCCUGCUGGUAGACCUGACUGUGGAGGAAGGGUCUCGCCUCAAAGUGGUCUAUGGCUCCAGUCAGGGCUUCCAUGCUAUCGACGUCGACUCGGGAGAACUCUAUGAUAUCUACAGACCUAAGCAUAUCCAGGGAGGCAUCAGCCCCCACACCAUCGUGACGAUGCCCAACAGCAACGGCCUGCAGCUGCUCAUCUGCUACGACAACGAGGGUGUCUACGUCAACACUUAUGGCAAGAUGACGAAGAACAUGAUGCUGCAGUGGGGCGAGAUGCCCACCAGCGUUGCGUUCAUAGGCACAGGGCAGAUCAUGGGCUGGGGCAACAAGGCUAUCGAGAUCCGAUCUGUGGAAACAGGACAUCUCGACGGCGUCUUCAUGCACAAAAAAGCUCAAAAAUUGAAGUUUCUUUGUGAACGCAACGAUAAGGUGUUCUUCUCGUCUGCCAAAGGCGGCUCUUCGUGCCAGAUCUACUUCAUGACUCUCAACAAGCCGGGAAUGGCAAACUGGUAGUGACGCCUUCGGUCCAGAGGAGCGUCUCGGCAGUGUGUGUGUGCAGUGUAUCAGUGAAUUCGUUUGAUGUGAGCUACAGGGCAUGUCAAGUCGAUCUUCCUGUUACUUUCCGAUUCAUAAGGUGUUGAAUGUUGGGUGAAUAUUAAUUAGGAUUUUUAGACCAACUAUUUCCCUUAUCCCAGCUGCAGGGUGGCCUCCAUGUAUUCUAGUUUAAACCAUAUAAUCUCCAUGAUGCGCUCACAAAAAUAAUUAUAGAUGAACCAUGAAGCGAGCUCAGCGGCAUUUCUUCAUGAUUAAGCGAAGCAAUUCUGUGAGGAGCAAGUUUUCGUGGCAGGCCCUAAGGAAGAUGAAGGAUUUGUUCCUCGAGUUUGGCUCCUUUUUGUCUGUUCAGAAAGCGCUAUGUUUCAUUAAACACGUCGAGCUUCCGCAGCCACAUUACAGAUCGGUAUCGCUACAUCUGCCCUCGUCUGGCAUUUGAGCUUAUUUUUUUCAUGUACUGCAACGUCUAUUUUGCUCAAGUGCGAGCCCGUCUAUGGAGCUCGCUCAACUGCAAGAACAAAGACUUCGGUGCUUCUAAUACUUUUCUCCAUAGCGGAUUGCCAAAUUGUUGUGGAAUAUUGCAAGUAGAGUAUUUUGAUUUGGAGUUACGGGCAACCAGUCACUGUGGUUUUUUCCUUGUCUCUCGCUGUGCUUUAGUCUACGCCAGCGGACUGAUUUCGCUUCGAUUUAAUUCAUGCAACAUGAUUUUAACGAGCCCUAUCACCAAUCGCCUUGUAAUAAUCAGAGGUAGUCUAUAUCAUCUCGCAUUGAUUAAAUGACUUCUGGCUCGUCGUCUCAGGUUUAAUAAGAGAGUUAAUUUUCGUAGCUCCACAGUUCUAUAUGUUAUGCUUUGUCAUGACGUUCUUUCUGAGUGUCCCGAUUACGUACUUGACUUGCAAUUUGACAGAUUCGUUGCAUCUCGUUAGCCGUAGUUUUUCUGGGAUAUACAUUUUAUUCAUUCAAUAUGUAUUACAAUCAUUUCUCUUCCUAUUCCUAUUUCUCUCUUCCUAUUCUCUUCCUAUUCUCUUUGAAUGUAACAGAGUGCAAAAGCUUAAUCUUUCCCCAUUUUUGAUAAAUUUCUUUCCAGUGGCCGCAGAAAUGGCGGUGAAUGAAUUUAGUAUAUUGUCACUUAUGAUUGUUCCCUAUUUGACUUCGACCGUUUUUCACGCUAACUAGUUUCCAGAGGAAAUUCAUCGAUCAUUUCCCCUUGUUGCCAAACAUCUCUCUAUAUUAUGCGCUUAUGGAUGAAGGAAACAUGGUACCUAUCGUGAUGUUUUCAUUAGUACUCCACUUGAGUACUCACGAUAGAGAUACCUUAACGAUUGAAUUUUGAAAAGUUUAUUCUCUGCCUAGCCUCAUUUUGCUUGUCAGCAAUCCCAAAAUAAAUAUCUUAAUUUUGACCUGCACUUACAAAUAACGUGAGGUGGCGUUUCUUGUCGUAUUGAACAACUUUCGCUCUUCAUAGAGUCGCUGCGGACGUUUGCGGACGUUUUUCCCAGCUAAUGCCCUGUUCAAUCUCUGCAGAAAAGUCACAUCUCUACAUGAAACUCAAAUGACGAUUAAAUUGGUCAUAUGAGUGAGUGGUCAUUGUAAAGCUAGCUGCAAAUUUUUUAUUUAUUGAGACCAAUUGGGGUUACGCAACUCAUGAGACCUGGCUGUUAGGUUUGUGCCGAGUUCACAAAACUGCCUUUAAUUUACGCAUCUUCAAUGCACAUAAUUCAAUGUACUAAUUAAAAAUGGUUUUAGGUGUUCUAACAUAGCAUCCGUUUCUUAGCCUUUGAAUUUUAUUUAUUUUAUGUACGCUAAAUUGAUUCAUAUUAUCGACGAAUAAAUACAUUGCUCUACUGCUGAUGUUGAGCCAUUUCAACGUUUUUUUAAGGUCGAAGAAGCUGUUCGAAAAUUUGAAAUGGGUAAUUGAUGUUCCAUACUGUCAUCAUAGACGUCAUGAUUUAUUAAUAUUGAAAAAAUUGCUAUCAAAUUUAGUAAAUCACAUGUAUACUGAUUGUUAAUGGCGAAUGCAGUGAUUCAUGUGGUUGAACGACUUCGUUAGUCUUAAAUUCUGUGAUUAGCAUUCGUUACUCUGUUUUCCUCAGACAUAGUGCCACGUUUCAACCAGUGUCUUAGUUUCUAUCUUCUAAUUUCUACUUGGUAUUCUCGAUAAUUCCUUCGCAUUGUUCCGCGGUACAUCGCGAUGUUCUCAUUAGUCUCCUCCAUAUGCUUUCUGUUAAAUUUUGUACGUUAAUGUUUUCUAAUUUCGUAGUUAUCGCAAGUACACGUAAGUUUUGGUCGUGAAUUUCGCUGUGGCAUUUAAUUUAUUGAAAGCGUAAUUUUGGGACGCUCCUCGUUUACUUUUAGUAUUUGAUUAUUGAUUAACACUUCUAUUAAUAACGUGUUUAGCAUUCUAGUUCGCGACUGUAUCCGUAUUAUUCGUGGUUUGUAUAGAUUGCGACAUGUCAAGAUGCAAGCCAUCUUGCUUGUGGGACUCACAGCAAAUCAUCAACUACGCGCGCUGGAAGUUAGACAAGGUUUCCAUAGGUAAAGAUAAGAUUCCUACGCGCUUGUGAAAUCAAUUAUAAUUAUCACCUUUAAAUGGUUCUGCUUGGACCGAAUAUUGGCAGGACAAACGACGUCGCCUGCUGCUGCGAACUGAACUGAGGUUAAGACGACGGUUUGUUCUUCUAACUGUUAGUGGUCAAUAUGAAGAAAAUAACGGAGAUAUCACACUGGAUUUUAGUUAGUAAUUAAAACGCCUUCUGAAGUCUCGCGAUCACCAGAAAAGUUACUGUGAACGCAUACACCAUCGUGAAUACUAGAAUGCUUAUGGACGAAGCUUGUUUUUACAACGGAGUUAUCUGCUCUGAAGCUGAAUGACUUAUUCUUUAGGGUAUUUUGCUGCAAAAUGAAUAUAUAACGACUACUCUGUACCGAAAAUGGUUCAUAUUUUAAGCUUUUCUGCCCCCAACUUCAUUCUUCGUUUCAGAAAGUCAUGUAUCCUGAAUCGUACCGUAUUUGCCUCCUAAAGGACGUCAGUCUUUUAAGUAUUAGUCCUUUGUAUUCUGUUUCAUUUUCCAGGGUUGGCUUAUCAAGUUUUGUCCUUGUCUCCUUAUAGUUACUUUCUUUUGAAAUCCCCACGCACUUUUUUUUACUUCACAAAUAUUUCUAAUGUUUAGCAUUGUAAAUAGCGAUCCGUUUUAUACGAGUUUUUUCUACCUGUUGGGUUCGCUGCGCUGUGCUGGAACCAUCAAUCCAGCAACUCCUUCCUUCCUUCACCUGGCGAGCGACCGACUAGACCUUCAACUGCCACAUUUCUUCCCGUACCAACGCUCUUGUUGAUCUCUUCUACGCGGUUCGUUAUUUGAUCUUAGUCGAACAUAUGGUGAACCCUCGGUAACGGCAUUCUAAUACGAUAUGACUGAACCAAGCUGGAUUUCGGUGCCGAUUUUUGUAGUUAAUUUUCAUGCUAGCAUUUAUACAUUAUCAGGAAAUUAUUAGUCAAGGCAUCAUAUUCAAAUUUAUGUAUUUUUUUGGUUGUACUCCAAUGACUUCACAUUUUUAUUAGUAUGUAGGGAAAAUCAGUGCCGUGAAAGCAUUUUUAGACUCCCAUGCAGUUCAACAUUGUUGAUGCGUAUAUCGGUAGCUUUACAUGCAUCUCGUAUUUAGUUCGAGAAUUACGUUCGAAUUAUUUCAGGUUGAUGCCCCUACACAACGGCAGUUUACCUUUACGAAUUAGGUCAGCAUUUGGUUCCUCAAUUCAAGAUCAUUUUGUUCGCUCUAGCGAAUAAGAAAUACGCAUUUUUGCGGCGUAACACUUCCUCCUUACUUUUAAAUACUGAAAACUCUCCGGUUAAAAUAUGAAUACACUCCUAUCGAAUAAAUCGUUCAUUUCUAUUACGGUUUGCUAAAAAUGUCUAAACGUAGUAGGUUAUUUGUUCUUUUUUACGAUAUUGUUGCAACUUUCACGUUCCACCGAAAUUAUAAAAGAAAUUCAUGUUCUAAGUAAUCCUACAUUUCUAUUAUGGUUUGCAAGAAAUGUCUAAAAGCGGUAGAUCAUUUUUUUACGAUAUUGUUGCCACUUUCACUCUCCACCGAAGUUAUAAAAGAAAUUAAUGUUCGAGAGCUGCCUAGUGAACCGUAAAAAUUUCAUUUGGUGACUGAUUAUCUUGGCUGAUGAGGUGACGCCGAACUGUGGCAAGUCAACUGCUCAGCGUCGCUGGUCUCCUGACCUCCUUCCACUUGCAGGGAUCGAUUGCGCAUAAUUUACAGAGUUGAUCAACCUAACCCAGUGUUCAGUUCCAAGUUCCGAGUCUUUUUCUAUAUUUUUGCAAUACUCUUUUUAUUUCUUAGUGUAUAUAACUUGUAUAACAAAUGUAACGCUAGUUCAAGUUUUUUGGAAUUGAUGCUGAGAAUCUUGAUCAUGUUCCUCAGCACAUGACUUUUGAAUAAAAUUUUCAAUAGGCAUU